Molecule: messenger RNA, 1412 nt
Organism: Anopheles funestus (African malaria mosquito)
Lineage: Eukaryota; Metazoa; Arthropoda; Insecta; Diptera; Culicidae
Exons: 3
Coding region: 598-1326 (242 amino acids)
Molecular function (GO): N-acetyltransferase activity
Source: RefSeq, a predicted model, not a curated record
CACACACUAGACUAUUUUAAAUAUUUACUUUUUUUCCAUCUAGCCAAUAGUGAAGCUAUUUGUAUAAGUAUUUUUUAAUGUGUAUUUGCGAAAGGACAGUGUAUAAUUGUUUUGCAACAUGAAUUCAUCAAAGUCGAUUAAAAACUGUCAUUUAAUAUAGUGGUAAUGCCAAUGAACGGUAAUGCCAAUAACGGUAUAAGUAUAUGAUUCUACUUUUUUUCGAAAAAAAUAUUUGUUCGCUUCUAUUUAUCGAAGUUGAAAAAUGAAUCCUGCCCCAGUUAGUUUAACUAAUAUCGUUCGGAAGAUUAGACUAAGCGUUUAAAUAUUUGAAAAUGUUCAAUGGGAAGCGUCAUGGCGAGACGGAGCUGGUGCUAACGGUUGAACUUUACGCGCUUGCGCGGUCUUUCUUGUCAAUACGCAAACACAUGUUUUCCCUAUCAUAUGGUCGCGUACGGGGUUGAAUGUGUUGUUAUCAUCUUAAUUCAUACGGCCGCUUGCAAGAGCUGCACUAGAAAAGAGUGCUAGCCACGGGGCAGAUGCAGCAGUACUGAAAGAAGUUUCCAGCGUAAAACAGUGAUUACCCUUACCUAACGCAUCAUGCCUUGGGAACGACCGAGCAACGUGCCUUAUCCGAAUGUUUGGUGGACUUUUGAUGCUCCCGAUCCGGAUCGUCCAGACGGUGCAUUGGUGACGUACCGCGUAGAGGAUUUGACCGAGGAUCGAAUCGAAGAUGCCAUCAAGCUGUACACUGAACAUUUUCUGGACGACGAGCCACUUUGUGCGUAUGGCCGUGUUCGCCACAAUCCACUGUCGUAUGAAGAAAUAGUUCAAUUCUGGAUGUACGUUUUAAACCAAAAGAUGACCAUAGUAUGUUACAAAGAAGGAUCGAAGGAGUUAGUAGGUGCUAAUCUGCUGUCAGUAAAGUGUGCCACCGACAAAGAAGAUAUAUCUAGUUUGAUUAAAUCCGAAAGCAUGCAAAAGUUAGUUGCGGUUAACGACUAUAUGACCGACACGGUGAACCUAUUCGAGCGUUACGGUGUCGAUAGGUACCUAACAGCAUACGGUCUUAGUGUGAACAAUCGUUACCGUGGCCGAGGGAUUGCCACUGAAAUACUUAAAGCUCGCCGGCCGAUUUGCCGGGCAUUUGGUUUGCGCCUAACGAGCACCAAUUUCACUGCGAUUGGUUCUCAAAUACCUGCUGCGAAGAUUGGCUUUCAAACGGAUCUGGAAAUGAAGUACGAUGAGUUCGUGAAAGUUAAUCCGACGUACACAUUUGAAGGAAUUAAAAGCAAAAGUCUAAAGUUGAUGAGCUUGCCGAUGGAAUAAGUAUCCUGGUCUUCGAAUGUGAAAAAGCUGUGUGUAACUGGGUUUAGUGUAGUGAAUUAUUAAAUAAAGAAUAUUAGCAAUAUGUA